AUGUCGACCCCAUCAAAACGUCAGUCUUUGGGAAUCUCGGGGACGCAUAAACAAGCUCUUCGAGUUUGGGCACAAAGUCAAAGUCCCCGUCCAUCGCAAUCCCAAUGUUCUGCUUGGUUUGAACGAACUUAUGGACGAAGCCUCUCCCAAUCGACCAUCUCCACAAUCCUAUCCAAAAGGUUCGGCCACCUUGAUGCCGGUCCGGCAACUACCUUUAGACGUCAAUUGGCACCACAAUGGCCCCUCCUGGAGACACCACUUUAUGAAUGGCUCGCAAGACAGGAAGGCCCAACACCUACGGCCGAUGCUAUUAUUACCAAAGCGCGCGAAAUCUGGAAUCAAAUUCCAGAAUACCAGACACUGCCACUUCCUCACUUUAGUAAUGGGUGGCUGAACAGAUUCAAGAAACGAUAUGCCACUCAAGUCCAUGAUCAGCAAGAUGGCGUGUCUCAACCCCCACUGCAAACAGGUCGCAAGGAAUUGAAAGCCCUGAAAACGCUAUGUGGUGAAUUCCCAGAAGACGAUAUCUACAAUAUGGACGAGACCGGUCUUUUCUGGCGAAAGCCUCCGUUCGGCGCUUCGCCUGUCCAGGACCAAUUGAUAACAAACAGGGAAAACUCCCGCAUCUGUCUCAUGCUCUGUACAAACAGCACUGGAUCAGACCGGUUACCCCUUUGGGUCAUCGGACAUACCCAUACGCCAGAGGCACUUCGCAAGGUGAACCUCAAAGCCAUGGACUGCCAUUGGCGAUAUCAUAGGCAAGCCUGGCUAACUCAAUCGAUCAUGGAAGAAUGGUUGCUCUUCUUCUACAAUCAUGUAGGUGAGCGCAGAGUUUUGCUUCUGCUGGACAAUCAUCCAGACCACCAAGCUGCCAUCGAGGCUAUGCCGCCGCCUCCCAAUGUUCACGUUCAACUAUUUCCCGCUCAAACUCCCAGUGCGAAUCAGCAACAGCCGAUCAACUUGGGAAUUUCCCACACUCUCAAACACUACUAUCGCAGGCAAUGGCUAGCGUACAUUGUGGCGGGUAUGGAAUCGCCCCAAAACCCAGUCCACAUGAUGAGUCUUUAUCACACUAUAUCUUGGGCAACCCGAAGCUGGCGUCACGAUAUGGCAAACGCCAUUAUCUACAGAGCGUUCCGGAAGAGCAGUCUUCUAGACCCUCAAAUUGAGUUCAUCACUGCCCCAAAAUCACCGGAUCUCACAACUCUCUACGAGACCGUCACACGAAACAACCCUGAUGGCCGACCGGUCACCAGCCUUGAGAACUUCACUCAUCCCGUGGACGAGGAUUUCGAGGGUGCCUCAAAUGUCGCCGGGUUUAUCGUUGAUGUUGAACCUACUCCCCAGGACCUAGAUGACGCAAUUGUGGCUAUCCCGUCGGAGCAACUCAUACCUCCUGCUAUGGAUGCGGUCAUUGGGAUACAGACGUCCAUCCGAUACUUAGUACAUCAGCCUUGGGCUACUGAAAAGGACCUUCAAUCUCUCGAGAGAAUAGAGAGAAUGAUCAAUCGUCUCGCUAUUGAGGAGCGACGACAAGCACACGUCGGUGGGUUUGAUUGA
This is a messenger RNA of Penicillium concentricum, 1560 nucleotides long. RefSeq lists its product as uncharacterized. The transcript has a single exon. The record is from RefSeq and is a predicted model, not a curated record. Gene Ontology annotation, cellular component: nucleus. NCBI's taxonomy places the organism in Eukaryota, Fungi, Ascomycota, Eurotiomycetes, Eurotiales, Aspergillaceae. Gene Ontology annotation, molecular function: DNA binding. Bases 1 to 1560 code for a protein of 519 amino acids.